Molecule: messenger RNA, 873 nt
Organism: Zophobas morio
Lineage: Eukaryota; Metazoa; Arthropoda; Insecta; Coleoptera; Tenebrionidae
Exons: 1
Coding region: 1-873 (290 amino acids)
Source: RefSeq, a predicted model, not a curated record
AUGUAUAUACGAUCUCCCAAAAUUCACAAAAAUAAUUGCCCUAUCAGACCCAUCGUCAGUACUUUGGAGUCUCCCACUAACAAUACUGCCCAGUAUCUCGCCCGUGUUCUGAAAGCAUAUACCGGGCAAACCUCCUCACAUAUUCUUAACUCCUCACUUUUUGUCCAACUGAUCUCCGAAAUAUCUCUUGACCCCAAAGAUAGAAUUGUCAGUUUCGACGUAACAACCUCCACUUCUUGGCGAUCUCGCAGAAAAAUGUCUAACCUCCACAUAUUGACCUCCCAAGGCCAAUUCUACAAACAAAUCUCUGAUACUCCCAUGGGAUCCCCUCUCUCACCAGUCCGCCCAACUCAAACCCAAAGUCUGGUUCCCCUACAUGGACGACACAUGUGUCAUAUGGCCUCAUGGUCAAACGCCCUUUCAGUCUUUCACGACCUUUUCAACAGUCAACACCUCGACAUUCAGUUUACCAUGGAAGUGGAAACCAACAAUUGUCUUCCUUUUCUUGAUGUUAUGGUAACCAUGUUACCCGAUGGUCAACUGGGUCAUUCAGUCUAUCGAAAACCCACCCAUACCGAUCGAUUUCUUGACACAACGUCUCAACACUACCCCGCCCAAAAACGGUCUGUCAUUGACUCCCUAAUUCAUCGAGCCACUACCAUUUGUCAACCUAACAAACUCCAAAAAGAAUUAGAACAUCUCCAAACAUCUCUUCAACAAAAUGGAUACGACCACCACUCUAUCAAGUCUGCCAUUCAACGACGGCUUAAUCCCAACUCUGACAAUACUUCAAAUCGCCCAACUGAUUUCGUAUCGACUGCAUAUCUCCCAUUCAUUCCUCAGGUCACCGACCGUCUGUCCAAAAUACUCUAA